Leucoraja erinaceus (little skate) is the source of this 6097-nucleotide messenger RNA. RefSeq names its product sodium- and chloride-dependent GABA transporter 1-like. The transcript has 13 exons. NCBI's taxonomy places the organism in Eukaryota, Metazoa, Chordata, Chondrichthyes, Rajiformes, Rajidae. Gene Ontology annotation, biological process: sodium ion transmembrane transport. Gene Ontology annotation, cellular component: membrane. The record is from RefSeq and is a predicted model, not a curated record.
CUCGGGGAAGGUAGCGAUGAAUAAGAGGCAGCGAGCCCGCCGCCGCUGGAGGUUGCAGGGCAGCGCUUAUACAACGAGCUACACACAUGGGUGUCGGGGCUCAGACCGCGCAGGACGGGCUGCUGUCGCCGUCCGCUGCCCAGGAGCAGAAAGCAAGAGUGGAGAGCGAGUGGGGAGCCGAGGCUCCGGGCAAGGAGGUCGGAUCCGGCCAGCUGCGGGUCAGGGAGACAUGGAGUCGCCGGCUGGAGUUCACCUUGGCCUGUGUCGGCUACGCGGUGGGACUGGGCAACGUGUGGAGGUUCCCCUAUCUGUGUUAUCGAAGCGGCGGAGGUGCCUUCAUUAUCCCAUACCUGGUCAUGGUCUUGUUGUGUGGGAUCCCGCUGCUUCUCAUGGAAUACACCAUCGGACAGUACACGAGCUUGGGGCCUGUCCACGCCUUGGCUAGAAUCUGCCCUCUCCUCAAAGGUGUCGGCGUGGCAACGGUUGUCAUUUCAUUCUUGCUUUGUACUUAUUACAAUGUUAUAAUCACGUGGGCUCUGUACUACCUCUUCAACUCCUUCCGGGCCACAUUUCCCUGGCAAAGCUGCAACAACACGUGGAACGUGGUGGAAAAUUGCUCGGAUGGAUUUGCUAGGAACGCCACCCAUCUCAAAUCCGCCAGUCAGCAGUUUUUUGAUUACAGGUUGCUGGGGAUGAGCAGUGGGAUCGAGCAGCCAGGCAACAUGCAGUGGAACCUGUUUGGCCUUCUGAUCUUAUCUUGGGAUUAUUUCUGUAUAUUUCUGUAGGCACAAAAUGCUGGAGUAAUCUCUUGUCGUCUCUCUUCCCAGGUGGUGUAUUUCACAGCCAUAUUUCCGUACAUCAUCUUAAUGAUCCUGCUGAUCAAUAAUGUCCAGCUUCCAGGAGCCAAGGAUGGGAUUCUCUUCUUCCUCACGCCCGACUGGAGCAAGCUGCUGGAUGUCCAGGUCUGGGUGAAUGCUGCCGCACAGAUUUUUAACUCGCUUGGAAUCGGAUUUGGCUCCAUGAUAUCCAUGGCCAGUUACAACAAAUUCAAUAACAACAUCCUCAGGGAUACAUUCAUUGUGGCAGUGAUAAACUCGGUCACAAGUAUCUUUGCAGGAUUAGUGAUUUUCUCUGCCAUUGGGUACAUGAGCCACCUGCACAAUUUACCUGUUGAAGACAUUGCCACUGAUGGCCCGGGCCUAGUGUUUGUCGUGUAUCCGGAGGCCUUUGUAACCAUGCCAAUUGCCCCAAUGUGGGCCAGUCUGUUCUUCUUCAUGCUCCUCUGCCUGGGAGUGGACAGCCAGUUCGCCAUGGUGGAGGUGAUGGUGGUCAGUCUGAUGGACAAUUGGGGGACGAGUCUGCUGCAAUUUUUCAGACGCAAAGAACUCGUGGUUCUUGCUGUGUGUUGUGUGGCCUUUUUGCUUGGAAUUCCCAACGUCACACAGGGCGGAAUUUAUUUCUUCCAACUAAUGGAUCAUUACACAGCCGUGGUGUCACUCAUGUUCCUGGCUUUCUUUGAAGUUUUGGCCGUUUGUUGGUUCUAUGGUGUUCGUAGAUUAUCUGCCAACUACAAGGAGAUGUUGGGAACUGAACCAAAUUUCUUUUUCAAGCUGUGCUGGUGGGUUGUCUCUCCACUGCUGGUCACAGUUAUCCUGGUGUCCAGCAUAGUCCGCUACAGUCCUGCCCGAUACGGUCAAACAUACAAGUACCCCCCUUGGGCUGAGGGCCUCGGCUGGAUCAUCUCCCUCUGUUCCAUCAUCUGGAUCCCACUGGCAGCUGUGCACACCCUGUACACCAGCAAAGGCUCAUUUAUUCAGCGUCUGAGAUCUUCGAUAACUCCCAUCGGUGAGAUGGCAGCAGCAGGAAGCAAGGAGCCGGCGAUCAAAUUGAAGCUAGAAAUGUACGAGCCUCCGUGUUCCAUCAGCUUCACUGACAACAUGAAGCUUGCUGAAGAAAGCAACAUGUGAAUUUUAUUUAUUUAAUUGAGAGAAGCUUCAUGGACCUGGUGCUGAGGAAACUGGUUUUACGGAGUUGUAUAUUGCUUUCAGUAUCAACCCCGAGAACACAAAGUGUCAUGCCUUGGGGACGGACUAUUACCUUCUAGGUUUAGCUGUGUGUAAUGAACUGUUCUGUCCCUGUGUGAGAAGAUUUCCAGGGAGUGCAGUGGUCUUUAGCAGUGAGUUUAGUUGGUGAGUGGGUACCUGUCAACGCUAAGGAACGAAGGACAUCAACAAGGCUCGGUGAAACGGUGUUGCCUCUGGGAUUAUUUAUGGAAAGUUAUAUUUAAAACAAUCGUGCAACAUGCGUAGGUGGAAUGAAGGCCUUUUGACGUACGUCGUGGAUAAGAACCGCAGUUGUCGCCGUGACUGGUCCCAGUCCCUGUUCUGAAUUCUUAAUAAUUUGCCGUGGGACCUGCUCCAAAGAAGAGAACCUACAAUCCAAAGAUAUGACUAAUUUCCCACGCAGUGUACAUGAAGCAGAAUUGUAUGACUCACCAUUCUAUUACAGAAGCCUUGGUGAAAAUGCUUUAAGAACUCUAUCGGUGACUGGCGAUCACUAAUGCCUAAUUCCUCCUGCUGCUUCUGAACGGUGCCUCCAAUGCCACCGUGCGUGAUGGUUUAGAAGUGUUCUUGCCGACAAUCACUAGCCAAAGCGAUCUCAUUGAAGAUCCGAACUUUAACGUUAACAGGAGUAUCCACAUCUACUGGUUUCAACACUCCUGGAAGCGCUGCAGAUCUGCAUCUCCACUGCCAGAGGGUGAAGUGUUUGGUUCGGAAUGACACAGCCUGCUGAGCACUAGAGAAUAAAAGGAAGUGCCUUUGGAAAGGUGAUCAGAAGGAAUUUCUUUAGUUAGCUGGUGAUGAAUCUGUGAAAUUCAUUGCCACAGACGGCUGUGGAGGCCAAGUCGAUGGAUAUUUUUUAGGCGAUUAACAGAGUCUUGAUUAGUAAGGGUGUCAGAGAUUAUGAGGCGAAGGCAGGAGAAUGGGGUCGAGAGGGAGAGCUGGAUCAGCCAUGAUUGAAUGGAGGAGUAGACUUGAUGGGCCGAAUGGCCUAAUUCUGCUCCUAGAAAAUAUGAACGACGCCCAGUGAAUUGGUGCUCAGUAGGGAAUUAACACCUUGAUGAGAAUGUGUUUGAAGCUGGUUAACAAAGAUUGAACUUCUCCUGCAUCUGGGAGAAUGUGAGGCCUUUAAUUACACCCUUCACACUGCUCUGAUAGCUUAUUUACCAUAACCUUUUUUUUGUAAUAAAAUCCAUUCUUCUGCAAUUUACAAAUGGAUUUCUGAUGCGUGACAGAAAAUGGUGAACACUAAUUAAAAUCAGGCUGAACAUGCAUCUUCAGAAAAUCAAAUGAGAUUUGCGUCUAAUUUUAACCAGAAUCCAUAAUGUGUUUGUUGUAAUUGUGUAAACUACAAUAUUUUAGUUUCCAAUCCAAUGUUGUUUUAUUCUGAGACUAUGAUAUAUAUUGGCACGAGUAUACCCUUAAAUGUAUAAAAUAAAAAAAUGGUGCAGCACAGUGGCACAGAGGUAGUAUUGCCACCUUACAACAUCGGAGACCCGGGUUUGAUCUUGACUUUGUAUGAUCUACCAAUGACUGCGUGGGUUUUCUCUGGGUGCUCCGGUUUCCUGCCACACUCCAAAGACGUACAAGUUUGUAGGUUAAUUAGCUUCUGUAUAUUGUCCCUAUUGUGUAGGAUAGUGCUGGUAAAUGGGGUGAUCGCUGUUUGCUGCAGACUCUGGGCCGAAGGGCCUGUUUCCACACUAUCUUUAAAGUAUACAAAAAGAAACAGAAGAGACUGGAAAUGCUCAGCGGGUCAGGCAGCAUCUGGGGAGGGAAAAACACGAAGCUAACGUUUUGAUUUGCUAACGUUCGAGUUUAGUUUAGUUUAUUGUCAUGUGUGACGAGGUACAGUGAAAAGCUAUCCAUGUACCUGUCCAAAUGUUAUUUAAAUGCUGUGAGAUUGAAAGGUUCUUGAAUAGGAAGGGCAUCAAAGGUUGCAGGGAAAAGGCAAGAGUGGGGUUGAGUGGAAAAUUAGAUCAGCCCUGAUUGAAUGGCGUAGGCUGAAUGGCCUAUCUCCGAUGUCUUAUUGUCUUAUUAUACAGUGCUUUCAUACAUUGCAGGGAAAUGGUCCGUGUUUAAGCUCUGCUCUGCCCGAGGGGAUUAAAAAAAGAUGAGCAGAUUCCCCGAGAGAAUAGCCCGAACUCCCUCCAACAUGGUGUGAGAAUGACCAUCCUCCUUCCAUUCCUUCACAUACCUCGAGUUUUAAUGUGUAGGAAGGAGCUGCAGAUGCUAGUUUAAAUCGAAGAUAGACACACAAAAAGCUGGAGUAACUCCGCGGGACUGGCAGCAUCUCUGGAGAGAAAGAAUGGGUGACGUUUCGGGUUGAGAUCCUUCAGAAUGUUCAGAAAUCCUGAAAUGUCACCCAUUCCGUUUCUCCAGAGAGGCUGCCUGUCCUUACUCCAGCUUUUUGUGUCUAUCCAGUUUUAAUGUUGAAUAUAUGGUAUCUCAUUUUAUAUUUGGAUUAGGUCAAUUCCUCCAGAGACCUCAUCACAGCACUAUCAAUUAAGCUUAUUGCACAAUAAUAGAUCUAAUGUAGGCUAUUCCUAAAUUGGUUCCUCAAUUUGGUAAACUAUCUCUGAUACACUCCAUGAGUCUUCGCUUUGCCCUUUACCUGUUGCUUUGACUUGCCUGAUAUAUAUGUCAAAGUCCGCCCUGAAUGAUCACUGUAAUACUCUUUCAGCCAUGCAUAAGUGAACAGUGGAGCAGGCCAAAGAUAUAUAUUUUUUGUCCUAUAUUUUCGGUUGUAACUCUGUUAUCUGCACAUCAAUUUUUUCUUUUCAUUUACAUUAUUCCUCCAGCACCUUGUGUCUUUUUUUUGUAAAGCUGUGCCAGUACUGAAAUGGAGAAACAAGGAACGGCAGAUGCUGCUUUAUGAAAAAAAGAUGCAAAGUGCUGGAGUAAUUCAUUGGGUCAGGCAGCAUCUUGGGAGAACAUGGAUAGGUGACAAUUCAGAUUUUGAGUCUCAAAAAGGGUACCAACCCGAAAGGUCACCUAUCCACGUUCUCCAAAGAUGCUGCCUGACCCGCUGAGUUACUCCAGCACCAAACUAAAUCUCUUCCGCCUGCACGUGAUCCAUAUCCUUCCAUUCCCUGCAUAUCCAUGUGCCAAUCCAAAGCCACUAUCGUAUCUGACUCCACCAUCAACCCGGUCAGUCACUUAUCCACAUUCGCCAGAGAUGCUGCCUGACCUGCUGAGUUACUCCGGCACUUUGUGCCCGCUUGUACUGACUUAGUUAAUCCAUUUAAAUCUUCAUGAGGGUAUUCCGAUGACCAUCAGCGAACCCCAUACAACUAACGUCAGAAGCUGUGCCUUAACAGAACCGAAAAGCUAGUAACCCCAGGGUCCAUAAAUUCUGAUUCGGCUCAUUUCAAAUAACUGGUUCCAGCUGACCAGACAGUGGACUCAUUAUUUACCAUGACUAUAACAUUUGUUCAGCACUGGGAAUAAAAAUUAGACAGUUAAGAUAAUUUAAGUGCGAGUAGAGUAAAAGCAUUAAAUAAUUAAAACAAUAAUACACUCUUACUCACCAAAUUGUAUUCAAGCACCUGUAUAUAUCAGAUAGGUUGAAGUAUGUUUCCUCAGUUGAGGUACAUUUUUCUUGUACAUUUCAACUUUUUAGCUGAUGAUGGGUAAUGCAAAUCCCGUAAAUCAGGCUUGCAUUAAUGAUGGAAAUAUGGUACUGGGUGCAAAGCAAGAGCAAAUGCAACAAAAAUCAGAUGUGAGCGGUGUAGCGAUUCUGCUAAUGUCUCUAGUUGCUGUGAAGUUGAAAUUGGUAUUAAAGCAAGAUAUUUAGUGUAUCGUUCCAGAUGAGACUGUUCACAUGUGGAUUGCAAAGCUAUUUGAUGAAAAUAUGUUUAUGUGCUGUAAUUCAAGAUUCAAGAGAGCUUAUUGUCAUGUGUCCCAGAUAGGACAAUGAAAUUCUUGCUUUGUACCUAUAGUUAUAUGUUUAAUGCUUAGUUCAUUAUUUUUGUUAAUAUUAACAUUUUUAACAUGUACUUUUUAUAAGAUGUGGUUUAAAUAAAGCCAUUUACAUGACA